Leopardus geoffroyi (Geoffroy's cat) is the source of this 2135-nucleotide messenger RNA. It is a transcript of the gene DCN, whose product is annotated as decorin. The record is from RefSeq and is a predicted model, not a curated record. The coding region runs from base 453 to 1535 and encodes 360 amino acids. Gene Ontology annotation, molecular function: protein binding. The transcript has 8 exons. Lineage: Eukaryota; Metazoa; Chordata; Mammalia; Carnivora; Felidae.
GGGGAAGCAAACCCUUUAGCUACAAUGUUUUAGGGAAAUGAAUCCACACAAUAAACAAAUUUCAAAUCAAGUUGCCCCUCUCUACCACAUAAGCAGUUUAGAAUCUUAAGCAGAUGCAAAAGGAAUAAAGCAAAUGGGGAGAAAAAAGGUCGAUAAACUUUCUGGCUGCAAUACAAGAGACAUAUCAUUACCAUAUGAUCUAAUGUGGGUGUCAGCCGGAUUGUGUUCAUUGAGGGAAACCUUAUUUUUUAACCGUGCUAUGGAGUAGAAGCAGGAGGUUUUCAACCUAGUGACAGUCACAGAGCAGCACCUACCCCCUCCUCCUUUCCACACCUGCAAACUCUUUUGCUGGGGCUGAAUAUUUAGUGUAAUUACAUCUCAGCUUUGAGGGCUCCUGUGGCAAAUCCCCGGAUUAAAAGGUUCCUUGGCAGUGAAAAUACAUGAGAUAAAUCAUGAAGGCAACUAUCAUCUUCCUCCUGCUUGCACAAGUUUCCUGGGCUGGGCCGUUCCAACAGAGAGGCUUAUUUGACUUUAUGCUAGAAGAUGAGGCUUCUGGGAUAGGCCCAGAAGAGCACGCUCCUGUUGAUUCUGAAUUAGAGCCUCUGGGACCAGUGUGUCCUUUCCGCUGUCAGUGCCACCUUCGAGUUGUGCAGUGUUCUGAUUUGGGUUUGGAAAAAGUGCCAAAAGAGCUCCCUCCUGACACUACGCUGCUGGACUUGCAAAACAACAAAAUAACCGAAAUCAAAGAUGGAGACUUCAAGAACCUGAAGAACCUUCAUACGUUGAUCCUUGUCAACAACAAAAUUAGCAAAAUCAGCCCUGGAGCAUUUACACCUUUGUUGAAAUUGGAACGACUUUAUCUGUCCAAGAAUCAUCUGAAGGAAUUGCCAGAAAAAAUGCCCAAAACUCUUCAGGAGCUGCGUGCUCACGAGAAUGAGAUCACCAAAGUGCGAAAAGCUGUGUUCAAUGGCCUGAACCAGAUGAUCGUCGUAGAACUGGGCACCAACCCGCUGAAGAGCUCGGGAAUUGAAAAUGGAGCCUUCCAGGGAAUGAAGAAGCUGUCCUACAUCCGCAUUGCCGACACCAAUAUAACCACCAUCCCGCAAGGUCUUCCUCCUUCCCUUACUGAAUUGCAUCUUGAAGGCAACAAAAUCUCCAAAGUUGAUGCAACUAGCCUGAAAGGACUGAAUAAUUUGGCUAAGUUGGGACUGAGUUUUAACAGCAUCUCUGCUAUUGACAAUGGCACUCUGGCCAACACUCCUCAUUUGAGGGAGCUUCACUUGGACAACAAUAAGCUUAUCAGAGUACCUGGUGGACUGGCGGAGCACAAAUACAUCCAGGUUGUCUACCUUCAUAACAACAAUAUCUCUGCAGUCGGGUCUAACGACUUCUGCCCACCUGGAUACAACACCAAAAAGGCUUCUUAUUCAGGUGUGAGCCUUUUCAGCAACCCAGUCCAGUACUGGGAGAUCCAACCAUCCACCUUCCGAUGUGUCUAUGUGCGUUCCGCCAUCCAGCUUGGAAAUUAUAAAUAACUCCCAAGAAAGCCCUCGUUUUCAUAACCUGGCAAAGUCCCAUUAAUAUCGUUGCUCAAAAAAAAAAAAAAAAAAAAAGAAAAAAAAAAGAAAGCUAGAUACUGAAAACCUAACUGCAAUGUGGAUCUUUUCCCCACAUGAUUUAUAAUGCAUAUAAAGCCAAAUAUGCAGUUUAAAUAAUUGCCUACAAUAAAAAAAAUAAUUUGCCUGCCAUUUUCAGAAUUCUUUUUUGAAGCUUUCUGUUGAUGUUAACUGAGUUAUUGCAGAUAUUCUUAUUUCCCUAAACGUAAAAUUUGGAGUAAAUGUGUAUAUAUAUAUAUAUAUAUAUAUAUAUAUAUAUAUACAUGUCAACAAUUUAGUAAAUCUUUUCUUGUCUAAUAUUCAGAAGGAAUCAAAUAAAAAAUAUUGAUCUUCUGUAACUCAUAGGGUCUUAGAUUCUUUGACAUAACGUUGAACUUCAAAUUCUAUCUAGCUCUGUAUUAAACCCCAUUAUUACUGGUAAAGCCUCAUUUGAAUAUGUAAAUUCAAUACAGGCUAUGUAAAAUUUUUGCUAAUGUCAUCAUUUUGAAACAAAUAAAUUUACAAAUACAUUCAAACUUA